Molecule: messenger RNA, 2071 nt
Organism: Hippocampus zosterae (dwarf seahorse)
Lineage: Eukaryota; Metazoa; Chordata; Actinopteri; Syngnathiformes; Syngnathidae
Gene: hyls1
Product: HYLS1 centriolar and ciliogenesis associated
Exons: 11
Coding region: 757-1575 (272 amino acids)
Biological process (GO): cilium assembly
Cellular component (GO): non-motile cilium; centriole
Source: RefSeq, a predicted model, not a curated record
CUUUCUUUAGCGUUCUCUUGAGAAAGUGGUUCCAAUUUAGUGGCAGCUGGACAAACGCUCAAAGACGAGUGUGUAUUUGGUGGACCAAAACGAAGCAAUAAUGGGACGCAUCCCAGGCUCUUUUUAAGGCAUCAAUUCUUGAGACUUUUUUUGUGGGUCGACUCAGAGGACACGUAUCUGCUCCAUUUCUUGUGACGAAGUAAAUUGUCAAGAGUGAAUUUUCAAACAGUUCUGCGAUGGGCCAUCGGGGGUCAUUUCUGGGCAAAGUAUUGUACCAAAUUUAAAUGUAAACUUGGACGAAAACGCCUGCGAUAUUUGGUGAAUUUUUCAGCCCGGUAAAGCACUCCAAAUAAUAACGUCUAAUGUCACUGUAGGAAAACGAAUCCAUCUAAGAUUGUCAAAUCGAAUCGAAUGUAUGCACUGUACAGUACAUAACGACACUCACAUGCUCCCAACAUCCCCUGCCACUAGUUGGCGGUGGAGCACCUGCGCGGUGCUCCCGCCAAAGAAGAAGGAGAACGCGUAGAAGAAGAAUAGGCGUCCUUUUUAAAAGCCAGUUCCGUUUAACGGUAGCGUCGCCGCUGUGUGUAAAGGCAACACAACAAUUCAGCCCCACCACGGAAUUAAACAAGAACAACGGAAGAUAACUUUUUUUUUAAACGACACCUCGCGCUCAACGUGCUUGUUCGCGGUCUCUCUUAAACGCGCCGCUUGGGGAAUUGCAGCUGGCCUGACCAAUAGGCACCGACCGACUCAAUGGACAACCUGGACUUUUCCGAAGAGGAGAUCCAGCAGCAGCUGGCGCUGCUGGGAUACGCCGACGUCCCCGACCACAGACUGCGAGAGUUCAAGCGAGAUCUGGACCGGCUGAUUCAAAACGGCGGCGGGCCCAACGCGCCCGUCAUGUCCGCCGGUGACAAAGCGGAUCCCGGACCGCCCGCCUACACCAAAGAGAAAGUGCGGCGGGACGACGGGGACUCGCCGGGGAGUGGGCGCGGAGGCGGCCCGGCCCACGUCUUGGUACCGGACGCCGGCGGCAGACGCUUCAUCAAGAGGAAAGUCCUGCGGAAGCGUGAAGGACACUCGCUGGUCUGCGACGAAUCCAUCUACAGCCAAGAUCCCGAUGGCUCCGCUUUGCUGCCGGAUCGCCUGUCCCAGCUGCGCUUAGGCGAGGCGGAAAACCACCACGCCGGCGUCCUGAGCGACUCCGAGGAGGGAGUUUCCCUCAGCACUUGCAUGACGCGAUCAAGAAGCGAGAGCGACUUCCGCGCUAAACCCAAAUCCUUCAUCCGACCGCUCAUGAUGCAACAUACGAUCAAGAAGAUGGACCCGGUGGCCAGGUAUUUCCACUACAAGCACCUGUGGGACCAGCUCAAGCUCCCCGGAGAGCGAGACCACCGGGAACUCCGCUGGGAAAUCAGGGAGCGACUCGCCUACCGGCCGCCAGCCCCCAAAGCUCGACGAAGUUUGGCGGCCAACGGCUACGUGGUCCCCACAGACAAGAAGCGAUCGGCUCUGCGCUGGGAAGUCCGCAGCCUCAUGGCGGACCCCCACCUGCCGCACGGGUUCAUCUGAAGCACCCGCAAGCUGGGGGCCUUUUUCCUUUUUUUAAUGGACGAGUAACUCGUCGCAGAGCCGGGGCGAGAGCUGAGACAUGGCGCCCCGCCCCCCAAUGUCAUCGGGCCUUCCGAACGUCCAUUUUAGGCCCUCCUCGGGUCUUUUCGCUUUUUCUUGUGACACGCGGGAACAAGACGACGUUGGAAAAAGCGUUGCAUUUCACGAGGUCCUCAAUUCAGGGCCUUUUUGACAUCUCUUGUCUUUGUUGACAUGACAGCUGGCAGUAACAAGCAUGAAGGUGACAAAGUAGGAGAUUUAACAUCCAUCAGCUUGCCUUUUCAGUGGCCAAAGGUCGACCAGACCUGACCAGGCUCUCGGAUGAGCAAAAACCGGAACAAGUACAAAAGUGACAAGCGGGAACAGAAGGAACAAGUUUCCACAUGACUUUUAGAUUUUCUGAUGUGUGUUGAGCUUGGUUUACCCCCACCAAAAAUAAACAAUACUUUCUAUCAUC